Messenger RNA from Triticum turgidum subsp. durum (durum wheat), 504 nucleotides. The record is from the annotation of a GenBank genome assembly. Lineage: Eukaryota; Viridiplantae; Streptophyta; Magnoliopsida; Poales; Poaceae.
AUGUGCGUCUUCCUGCCGGACGCGCGCGACGGCCUGUGGGACCUCGUCGGCAAGAUCGCGUCCAGCCCGAGCUUCCUGCGCGACCACCUGCCGGAAUACGAGGUCGAUGUCGACGAGUUUCGCCUGCCCAAGUUCAAGGUCUCCUUCUACGGCAAGCUGUCCGGGGUGCUUGGGGAUUUGGGACUCGUGGCCGCGUUCAAGGCCGACAAGGCUGACCUGACUGGCAUGGCGCCCGACGUCGAGGAUACCUCUGGGGACAUAAAGCGGCUGGUGCUCAAGGACGUUUUCCACAGGGCGGUGGUCGAGGUGAACGAGGAAGGCACGGAGGCGGCGGCAGUAACCGUCUGUGAGGAGGAAGAUGAAUCGGCCUGUCAGCCGGUGGAUUUCAUCGCCGACCAUCCGUUUGCCUUCUUUGUGAUCGAGGAGGUGUCCGGUGCCGUCGUCUUCGCCGGCCAUGUGCUUGAUCCUACAAAACACCAAGACACAUUACACGACGUGGAUUAG